Moneuplotes crassus is the source of this 718-nucleotide messenger RNA. NCBI's taxonomy places the organism in Eukaryota, Ciliophora, Spirotrichea, Euplotida, Euplotidae. The record is from the annotation of a GenBank genome assembly.
UUUAUGUGAAUUGCUGAAUCGGAUUUAGUUUCCAAUACAUCAGUCAAUAUUUUAGAUCUUUUAUUUAACUCAAUGAACUUUUAGAUCAGUAGUAUCUGCUAAGCUAGGCUUUCUUUCAUAGCCAGGAUUGAAGAAUUGGUCUGGAAUAUUUUGUUCAUAAGAAUUUUCUUUAUUAAUCCCCUUUUCUAUCAGUUUGCUAGAGAGAGCAUCAAGAAACCCUUUUCGGCAUUUUCUGCACUUGUUUCGAUAACAGGAAUUCCAGCCUUAUAGGUAAAGUUAAGUUAUAUCAGUUUCUAUCUCUUCUAUUUUCUAGCCCAAAUAUCAUUUAUUCGAAAAAGAUAUUAUAAAAGUAUCUUCUGGUGCGCUCUUAUUUGCCCUCAUCUAGACAUGCUGGAAAAUUUUAAAAGGACUCUUUACUAGCUAAAUCAAAUACCACAAUAAUGCAAUCACUUAACUGAAUAAUCUUCAAUUUUCAAAAUUCUGAGCCUAAAAUUGGCCCCUAUUGUAGUCACAUAAUUAUCUGUAAAAUCAUCCUCUGCAAACCUGUUGAGCUGUCUGUUCUUGCCUACUGCUGAGGCACCAAUCAGGAUCAGCUUGAACAGGUAAUGAUACUCUUUAUUCCUAUUCAGGGUGUAUUUCCCUCUACUAAUAUUCUUAAAAGCCUAAACAACGGCUAAGAGGAGGUUCUCCUCUUCGCCAUUGUGUAGUUCUUCUUUUA